Thrips palmi is the source of this 435-nucleotide messenger RNA. RefSeq names its product cytochrome c oxidase assembly protein COX19. The transcript has a single exon. Gene Ontology annotation, biological process: mitochondrial respiratory chain complex IV assembly. Gene Ontology annotation, cellular component: mitochondrial intermembrane space. The coding region runs from base 149 to 412 and encodes 87 amino acids. The record is from RefSeq and is a predicted model, not a curated record. Lineage: Eukaryota; Metazoa; Arthropoda; Insecta; Thysanoptera; Thripidae.
UCAUAACUUAAAGUUUGUCGUCUGCAGUGGCAGCGGACGGAGAGUCGAAUCUGCUGCAAGUCUAAACCUCUCAUUUAUUUUAAUUGUCACGCUUAGAAGAGCAUGAGAUCACAGUGAAUAAUACGUAGAACAGUGUGGUUUUCGACAAAUGGCUCAGUUUGCUAAACCACGCUUUGUGCCAACUCCGCCGGAUAAGGGAAGUUUCCCUUUGGAUCAUGAUGGUGUUUGCAAGAAUUUGAUGAGUACUUACAUGAAAUGUUUGGCCACCAACAAACAGGACAAUACUAAGUGCCGAGAGGAAAUAAAGUUAUAUUUAGAUUGCCGAAUGAACAACAAUUUGAUGACCAAAGAAGAUUGGAGAACCCUCGGCUUAGAUGAUGUUGAAACUAAGUCAAAAGUGAUACAGAAGUGAGGUUACUUCCUGUUCUGUUUACU